GACGCAUGAAGAGUACUUAGUACAAGUACUUCGUAGAGGGCCGGUACGGUACGGUAGUUGAUAGCCGAAUACCGGUAUUUACGGAUUCCCCGUGACCCCAGUACCGGUACCAAAAACCAAGCGCGGGGUCACUAUCGACACACUAAGUCUAAGGUAGUAUAGCCAAGCGCACUUAUCGCCAACUCCCUCCCUCCUCCUCACUCCUUCUUUCCUGUCCAGCCAGUUAACAAAUGAAACAUAUCCAAGCCCGCGAUCAGUCAACCGCAAUAACUCUGGCUUUUACAAAAGCUGGUCCUUCUCUGGGCGCGUAAGCACCAUGGGACGGUGCCGAGGCGGAUGCUCGAGGUGAGACUUCUGGUACCGUACUACACCCAUAAUGCGCAACGGUCCCAUAUUUCUCCGAAAUAUAGCCCGACCUGAUUUGAGCUGACUACUCGUAGAGCGCAGGAGCCAUCACCCUACAAUUACUGUAAAGCACCUGAAGUGUACUCCGCAUGAUAGGCUGCACCACAGAAUUUGCACUUACGAUAGUAUUAAUAAUUGUCUCGCUAAAAAAAAAAUCAUCGGCGACAGUUUUUCCAUUACGAUAGGAGACUCUAGUGACGCUCAAUACCACAACACACACCCCUUAUCAUACUAAAAGUAGCCCAUAUAAAAUUACGAUAGUCGCCAAUGAUACAUAGAAAACUCCACCACAACCGCUCUAACCUUCCAGAACUUUGGAAGGGAUGUGACGUGCAAGAAAGGGGGGGGGGUGUGGUCUCUUCUUUUCACAGGCUUGCACGAUUCGACAAGAUCUACAGGGCAGGGCAUGAAACACUCGACACCACCCCCUCCUUCCCCUUCUCUCUUCACAUUAAUCGAUUUGGAGUCUGCUUACCAUAACCAGUAUCAUACCUGUCAAAAAGCACCCGACUCCCCUUCACACCUUUAUCCUCCUGAAUUCCAAAACCAAAGUCUUGUGAGAAGGAAAAAAAAAAAAAAAAAAAAAAAAAGUAAAGAGCAAGAGAGAGAGAGAGAAUGGCAGACGAAGGUGUAGCCCUCAUUGCCGUCCUGAUAAACUUUCUCAGCGCAAUAUGGAGUUACUUCUGCAUCUCUGCCUCGCUGGACCGACGGAAUCGUGCUUACGACCUUAUGCACGAUACUGAAUUGGCAUGGCACGCACUGUGGACUUCUUGUCAGGUAUUCUAUCCCCUCCUCCUCCUCCUCCCCUCCUCUACAACUAACCAGCCAACCAACCAACCAACCAUAGACUUUCGCCCUCCUAGUCUCGUUCACAAACUUAUUGCUGCUACUCUACAUUGCUGCGCGAGUAUACGUUUCGUUCAUAGACGCCGUGAAGGCACAGGUUAGCCUUCGGAGGAAGGUGCUAUGGGUGUUUUUCGGCGUCGGAUGUGUGCUUAUCAGUGCGCCGAUGGCGUUUUUGCCAUGGAAAUUGACCUGCAUUGAGACGGGAAGGUUGGAUGAGAAUAUCUUUAUUCAUUGUGGGGUUUCCCCCUCUUUCCCGCCUUGAUCUAUGAUAAGUGGUCUAGGGGGUCUCCGUGCUAACGGGUGGGUUGUAGGGGAUGGUUGAGUGGAGCGGGGUGGUCUGUACAGUACUUCUUGCGGUUGACCGUGAGUGCUCGAGAUCGGUCGACAGAUCCCUUUUCCCUCUCUUUUUACCAAAAAAAAAAAAAAUCAUUCAGAUAUUCCCCUUCCCGCUUCUUUUCACUUUUCCUCUCUUUCUCUCAUCUCUUCUUUUUUUUUCACCUCCUAGGGAUUUCCGGCGCUUACCAGGUUCAUGCUCUACUUAUUCAUAUCUUUAUUCAUUACUCCGGGAGUAUCAGGGGGGUAUAAAGUUCCCCAGUUCACCAUUACUCAUCCAUUCACUCCCCGUUCCCCUCCUUCCCCUUUCCACCACGUCUCACAAUCAGGGGCGCCAGGUCAAACACGACAAGGGCAAAAAAGCACUUUCCUAUCAUGUGUAUCAUAUCUCCACGCUAAAGACAACUAAAUUCACU
This is a messenger RNA of Tuber aestivum (summer truffle), 2000 nucleotides long. The record is from the annotation of a GenBank genome assembly. NCBI's taxonomy places the organism in Eukaryota, Fungi, Ascomycota, Pezizomycetes, Pezizales, Tuberaceae.